CAAAGGCGGUUGAAAAUUUCCUCCUUAAGUCCCUCAGGUAGCCCAUGUAUAUUUGCAGGAGGUGGAUCAACGUCCUUACCCAGAGUAGCGUUGAUGCCUAACUGUUGUUCGCAGCUCUCUCAGCCAGCCUUAUUGUGCUUCUCGAAAGUAAGGAGUACUGCAGGCUUGGCAUUUAGAAGAUCCGCAGAGGGAUGCCAGAGGUCAAGGUGGAGCACAGUGAAAGUGUGCUGUGGAGGGAGUUUUGAGGACGGGCUCAUCCGUCUGAAGUUGGCAAUCCCCUAUCACUGUAACUUCGGCCAGCAUCUAUGCAUCGUGGGAUCGACAGAGAGCCUGGGUGGCUGGAACAUCGAUCAGGGUGUACCCAUGGAAUGGUCUGACGGGGAUCUGUGGAGCGCUGACUUUGACCUCCCUCUACAGCUUGGGACGGAACUAGAGUACAAGUAUGUGGUGCGGAGCGAAGAUGGAUCUGUUUAUUGGAAGCCUGGGUGCAACCUCUGCAUACGGAUCCCUGUCAGCGAUGCAGAGCGCUGGUCCCCGGGCUGUAUUGCUGUCAGGGAUGCUUGGGAUGAUUCAUCCAGAUACAUAGAGGUUGGUGUAAGGGAGGCAGGUAAUGAGGAGGAGUUGGUCUCCCUGUCAAUGGAGCGAGCGAUGAGGGAGCUUGACUCUGUCAUUACCCAUGCCUUUGGCAUGCAGGAAAAUGAUUUGGAUCCUUUCUCGCCGGAGCUGCUGGCAGCGGAUCGAGCGGUGGCGGCUGCAGCUCGGCACGCCAUUGCUCUUAGAAAGGCCCUGAAGGGGACGUCAGCACCGUUGAAGUCUCUCAAGCCCACAGAAGGAGAAGGCGCUGGAGAACCUUCAGAUGUGCGUGAUGGAAAUUAGCUCAAGUGCCUCCUCCUGUAUGAGCUGACUCAGCUGAGUGUACUGCCUCAGCGCUGGGAUGCAGCUCUGCAUGUGGGAGCUCACUGUGUCUCGUCGAAUGACACUGACACGCUGUACACUUUGAAACCUCCAGUGGGUGCGAGUGAUGUGACAUCAACCUCACCAUUGAUGAAUGUACUAUCUGCUUGCUCGAUGCUAUGAUUAUACAGGGUGCCUUCGUUCAAAUUAGCGCCUCAGCAAGAUUGGAUGUCAGUACUUGUGCAUGUCUGCCAGUUAUUCUGUAAUUGUUGCUUUGCAGAUUACAGACUAUUAAAAUUAUGAGCGCUUUGCACAGCUACUGGAAGUGCCAUUUACAUGAUAUUGCAGAUGCAGACAGUGGUACUGAUAUCAGGACAGAUGCUAGCAUCAAAUUAACCAGAUUCAUCAACC
Molecule: messenger RNA, 1305 nt
Organism: Coccomyxa subellipsoidea C-169
Lineage: Eukaryota; Viridiplantae; Chlorophyta; Trebouxiophyceae; Coccomyxaceae
Product: starch-binding domain-like protein
Exons: 6
Coding region: 94-876 (260 amino acids)
Cellular component (GO): membrane
Molecular function (GO): starch binding
Source: RefSeq, a predicted model, not a curated record